Molecule: messenger RNA, 2679 nt
Organism: Abrus precatorius (Indian licorice)
Lineage: Eukaryota; Viridiplantae; Streptophyta; Magnoliopsida; Fabales; Fabaceae
Product: DEAD-box ATP-dependent RNA helicase 28
Exons: 19
Coding region: 58-2298 (746 amino acids)
Molecular function (GO): nucleic acid binding; RNA helicase activity; ATP binding
Source: RefSeq, a predicted model, not a curated record
AGAACCCUUCUAAAAACCUGCUUCGAAGAGGCCACCACCACCUCUCUGCACAAAACGAUGUCGCCCAGCUUCGUUUUCGAAGCCCCGAGUGACGAGGAAAUCGAACACUUCGAAGAAGAGGGAGAAGAAGAAUCAGAAGAAGCAGAGUCAGCUUCAGAAUCAGAAGAUGAACAGAAAGAAGCGCGAGUGUCGAAGAAGAAAACACAGUCUCCAUGGGACUUUGCUAAAUACACUGAAUCAGUGGCCGAAGAACACGCUCGCAGAAGCACAACCUCUGUGGACGACAAAAUCUCCAAAGCACUGAGACAACGUUCCACGCCGGUCGUUGCUGUGCCUGACAGAGAGGACAACAGCUCCGAGUCCGAAUCUGAUCAACAAGAAGAUUAUAGACCGGAUGAAGAUGAUGUGGAAGAGGGUAAUGGUGGUGAUAGCAAGUCCUUUUUUGCUCCUUCUGAUGGAGCCUCUUUCCAUGCUGAUUCCUUCUUGCAGCUCAAUUUGUCUCGCCCCUUACUUCGGGCUUGUGAGGCCUUGGGGUAUGCUAAACCAACACCAAUUCAGGCAGCAUGUAUACCAUUGGCAUUGACUGGUCGUGACAUAUGUGGAAGUGCCAUUACCGGGUCAGGGAAGACUGCUGCGUUUGCUCUACCUACUUUGGAGAGAUUGUUGUUUCGUCCAAAACGCGUUCGUGCAAUAAGAGUCCUCAUUCUUACUCCAACGAGAGAGUUGGCAGUCCAAGUUCAUAGUAUGAUAGAGAAGCUUGCUCAGUUUACUGAUAUAAGGUGUUGCCUGGUUGUUGGAGGUCUGUCAACAAAGGUGCAAGAGGCUGCCUUGAGAUCGAUGCCAGACAUAGUUGUGGCUACUCCAGGACGCAUGAUAGAUCAUUUACGCAACUCUAUGUCAGUGGAUUUGGAUGAUCUUGCUGUUCUAAUCCUUGAUGAGGCAGAUCGUCUUUUGGAGCUUGGAUUUAGUGCUGAAAUUCAUGAACUUGUUCGCUUGUGUCCCAGAAAAAGGCAGACCAUGCUUUUUUCAGCAACCAUGACUGAGGAAGUUGAUGAACUUAUUAAACUUUCCCUAUCAAAACCUUUGCGUCUUUCUGCUGAUCCAUCUGCAAAACGGCCUGCAACCUUGACUGAGGAGGUUGUUAGAAUACGAAGAAUGCGUGAAGUAAAUCAGGAAGCAGUUCUUCUUGCAAUGUGCUCCAAAACUUUUAUUUCUAAAGUUAUCAUCUUCAGUGGAACAAAGCAAGCUGCACACAGGUUGAAGAUUGUUUUUGGAUUAGCUGGCUUAAAAGCUGCUGAGCUUCAUGGAAAUCUUACUCAAGCCCAGCGCCUUGAAGCUUUGGAACAGUUCAGGAAGCAGCAAGUGGAUUUUUUGGUUGCAACUGAUGUGGCUGCUCGUGGCCUUGACAUUAUUGGUGUUCAAACAGUUAUCAACUUUGCAUGUCCGCGUGAUCUUACCAGCUAUGUUCAUCGAGUGGGUCGGACUGCAAGAGCUGGCAGAGAAGGAUAUGCUGUCACAUUUGUGACUGAUAAUGACCGGUCACUAUUGAAAGCUAUUGCAAAGAGGGCUGGUUCAAAGCUGAAAAGCCGCAUUGUUGCAGAGCAAUCUAUACUUAAAUGGUCUCAUAUAAUUGAGCAAAUGGAGGAUCAAAUUGCUGAAGUACUUCAAGAAGAGAGGGAAGAAAGAGUCUUAAGGAAAGCUGAAAUGGAGGCCACAAAGGCUGAAAACAUGAUUGCACAUAAGGAAGAGAUCUUUUCCCGCCCCAAAAGAACCUGGUUUGUCACAGAGAAAGAGAAAAAGCUGGCUGCAAAAGCAGCAAAGGCAUCUGUGGAUAAGGACAAGAGUUCUGGAAGAGAGGUAAUUAGUGCUGAACAAGCUGAAGACCUCAGAAUGAAGGAAAAGAGGAAGCGAGAGCGAGAGAAAAAUUUGCCUAGAAAGAAGCGUAGAAAGUUGGAAGCGGCUAGAGAAAUGUUGGAGGAUGAGGGGCAGGAUGACAAUCCAGUGGAAGCUAAGGGAACAAAUAAGAAAGAAAAGGGUGGAAUGUCACUUGUAGAUCUUGCUUAUCGACGAGCCAAAGCAGUGAAGGCUGUCAAGAGGGCAUUAGAUUCUGGCAAGAUUGUGAAAAAGAGUACAAAGAAAUCUAGUCAUCCUUCCAGAAAGACUUCUUCAAGAACCGAAGAGAUGCGAGAGCUAUUCCAGACUGACAUGAAAGAUAAAGAGCCAAAAAGAAGAGGUGUUGGAACGGGAAAGAAGUCCAAGAGUUCAUUCAAAAGCAAGUCAAGGUACAAGCGCAAGUAGUCUGAGGCUAAUAAUCAUUGUCAUAAAUACGCGCAUGAAAGGAUCAUAAACCUGCAAAUGGGUAUCCUUAAUCGUUGACCUGACAUGCAGUCAACUGCUUAUACCACUAUAGGAGGUGAUUAAAUGUUCUCACGUGUGAAUUUCAGCUGAUGCCUCUAGUGUUUUUGAGUGGUCUUGGUGAUGGGUAUGAUGCAAUCCAUGUGGGGGGUGGUAAUAGUAACUACUACUGUCAAUACCAAUUUUUUUCUCCUAAUUGCUAUUGUAUCACUUGAGCUUGAUUCUUAUCCUUAUCGGACAGCAUAUAUACAUUUAUAGCUGCUCAAUUUUGUAAUCCUAGCAUAAGAUUGAGUUUUAAAUUUAACCAAUAGAAAAGUGUUUAUU